GAGACAUCUGACAGUAUCUCGAAACUCAAAUUUAUGCGACACGGUCGGCUCUUUUCCAGAGCAUAUCAACGAGGUAUCAAACCGCGUGGUGCGCUGUUGGACUUUUCCAUCAGAUGGAGCAUAUUCCUUUGAGAGUAUGACAAGCACUGUCACCAUACCUGGCACAGCGCAGUCCUUAAACAGCAUAAUCCGCGCGGCAAUAGAAGAUUCACCGGUCUGCGAGUCUGGGAUUAUAAGACUCAUUGCAUUCACAAUCAUGGAUAAGAUUUCUGAUUGUGUGAGGCCUAUUAAUGGGACGAAGCCUGUGAAGCCUAUGAAUGGAGAGGCCUGUGAAUGGAGCGAGGCUUGUGAGGCCUGUGAAUGGAGCGAAGCCAGAGAGGCCUGUGAAUGGAGCGAUGGCCGCUCGCCCAUCAAUGAAUAUACUGCAAAACUCUCUAUAGUUAUUGCAUAUCGCAGGUCAUGGAUGCUAAAUUCCAUGUAG
This is a messenger RNA of Paraglomus brasilianum, 481 nucleotides long. Lineage: Eukaryota; Fungi; Glomeromycota; Glomeromycetes; Paraglomerales; Paraglomeraceae. The record is from the annotation of a GenBank genome assembly.